CUGAGUUUUGAACUUUUGGUGAUGUAUCAUAUCAGCCUUCCCCAAUGCACCGCCUACCAUUCAUAUCAGCAAGGAUGCGGAGAAGGGCCAGAAGACGCCUGAUAUGGGUCUUCGUUCAUUCACGCCUCUUCCUGAGCCUCGUUCAGCAUUCAGCCUUAAUCCAUUCGCACGGUCUGGCAAUCAUCCGUUGAAGUCGCUCGAGCCUCGGUUUGAGAAAAGAUGGGACAGCCUUUUCCGGGAGGGAUCUGAGCCGAAGGUUGAACAGCAACAGCCGUCAAUAAUUUCCCAUACCAUCAGCAGACCGAUGCGUUUGAUGGCUCUGGGCAAGAGGAAGAAAGAGGGAGACAGUGAGAACGUGCCAAAGGCAGAGGAUGAGCACCCCAAGUCGAGCUGGCUCAAGCCCAUGACAAAGCUUUUUGCGAAGAAGGCUGUUCCUGCCGAAGAAUUUGUCGUCAACAGGCCGUUGUCGCGGCCUCCUAGACCUCAAUUGACAAUUUCGACUCAGCAUGCUGCCUCACUCAAGUUCGAUGACCUACCUCACAUUGAGCGGUCUCCGACUCGAGAAGAGCCUGCUUCUGCCUGGUCUGUCUCUCCGACUCCACCCACGCUGCCGUGGACGAAGAACACAGCUUCGCCUGUCAAGAAGUCGACACCCCCUCAUGUCUCCUUCCCCCCACCGCCGGUCCAUCCAGAGAAGCGCAGGAAAGUCAGCGUGCCUACUGACGUCGGGUCAUUCGAUGAUUCCAACUUCACUCCUCCGCAGGCCCAGGGUCCAAGCCCGCUCGCUGUGUCAUUGCACCACGCUUUCGAGCAGGCGCCCCCGCAGCAGGCAACUGUCCCGUUGACACUCUACCCGUCACAAGUGCAAGCUGCGAUCCUCACUACCUCUAAGGAAGAGAAGAAUAAACCGUUGGUGGUCCCUACCCCGCCGGGUCUUGCGUCAUCCAAAUUCCGCGCAGAAUCCACCACGCGAGCAAUGCUAUAGAUCCGUUUGCAAUGCCCUUUGAUGACGACGCUCGCGUAGUAUCUCCGACUCAGAGUAAAAGGAUUACCAAUCCUUUCGCUGGCCUUGCACCGUACGUCCAAACGACGUGGACUUUGAGAUGACGCUUUACUUUGUAUUUUGUACGUUACGCACCAUACAUACGGUUAAUAUCCCUCCCUCACUGUGGAUUAAUCUCGCGCUCACACUCUCUUUUCACGUAUUUUUAACUGUAGCACUUUAUCGAUUUCCCGACAUCGAGGAGCACACUUCAUUUCACACAUUUGUAGCUUUAUUCUACUGACUUUGCACUGUUAUCCGCUGGUACUCGGACUGCACUAAAUCAAAUGCCAUUUGGUGAUAUCGAGAGCAGGGCGGGUUGA
This is a messenger RNA of Suillus paluster, 1365 nucleotides long. RefSeq lists its product as uncharacterized. Lineage: Eukaryota; Fungi; Basidiomycota; Agaricomycetes; Boletales; Suillaceae. The record is from RefSeq and is a predicted model, not a curated record. The coding region runs from base 104 to 985 and encodes 293 amino acids. The transcript has a single exon.